This is a messenger RNA of Myzus persicae (green peach aphid), 1629 nucleotides long. RefSeq lists its product as uncharacterized. The transcript is spliced from 5 exons. Bases 265 to 1482 code for a protein of 405 amino acids. The record is from RefSeq and is a predicted model, not a curated record. NCBI's taxonomy places the organism in Eukaryota, Metazoa, Arthropoda, Insecta, Hemiptera, Aphididae.
GAUUAGGACGAUUAGGUACUGAAUGCUUAGAUCAUGUACUUUGCUCAUGCGCAGUGAUGACUUCGGGCACGAACAGCUAUGCUUCAAGAUUUUAAACCAUAGCUCUAUCCAGUGUAUAUGAUCUAAGUGUUGAACUAUAAGAAUUGUUAACUCUUAACUUAGUUCAUUGUUGUCAGUUGUCUCGUGAAGAUGGUUGUCGCGAGUUGUGUCGUGUAUGGAAUGUAAUUUUUAAUGUUUAAAGUUCCUAUAACUUAUUGAUAUAAAAUGGAGAUGAACACAACCUACAGUGUGAAUAUAAUAAGCCAAAUUGACAAAGAAUAUAGAUCAUUUGUCGCUGUUGAAAGAUUUAAUAGUGGUUCGACUAAGUACUAUCAACAUUAUUAUACUCAACUCCUACGUUUUAACGAUUGCACAGAGUGGUUUCAACAAUUUGAUUAUCCUAUUAUUGAAACUGGAAAGGUAGUAAUUGUUGAAGUUGACAAAAACCUCGGGUUAUGGGCGCGCGGUAUCAUAUCAAAUUGUAAUAGUUGCAAUAAUUUGUGCCCUGAAGUUUAUUUAAUCGACUCUCAGAGAUUUACUGACAAAGGCAGCAUAUUUGAAUUGAGAACAUGUCCACCCAAAUUGUUGCAGCUUAUACUCCCAACUUACUAUAUUAACAUAGAUCUUUGUUUAGAUGAUGAUGAUUUAAAAACUGCAAUUGAAAUUUUGAUUAAGAAAAAUCAGUAUGGUGAAUUAAGUUUCAAUUUUACUCCGGAAUCUGUUGAAAACAAUGUUUACUCAGGAGAAUUAAUUGUAUACCAUAAAGUUAAUAAUUUGUACAUACCAUUAAAAAAGUUAUUAAAAAAUGUCCACACAAAAAAAUUGUUUGAAGAAAUUCCACUGUACAAAAACCAUCAAUAUUCAAAUUUCAAUCCAAUAGAAUUAAACUAUGUGAAAAAUAUUUUUAUACCAAGGGAACCAAGUAAUUUGGUAUUUUUAGAAAGUAAUCUAGUUUCAAGUUCCUGCGACUUAAGUUUUAUUGAUGAUUUAAGUACAAAUCUAUCAGAUAAUUCUGCCAAUGAAUUUUCCUCUAUCUCCAACUACUCUGAAAACAUUUGUUAUAGUAAUGACUCAGAUUUAGAAAUUCAAAAAUUACAAAAUAAUUGUAUUACUACAAUAGCAAAACAAAAAGUUUACUCUUCUAAUAGUUCUUUAAUGAGUAAGAGCAACUCUUCUUUACAAUCAAAAAGUUCUAAUAAUAGUAAUUGCACUAUGCCAGAAAUAAAACAAUUUAACGAUUUUAUUGUAACAAGAAUGUCUGAAUUGAAGAUAGACACAGGAUAUCAGCAAAAUAACAAGUCAAUUUCAACGCUGAAGGUAUUAGAAACACCUGAAAUACAUUUAAAAUCAAUAACCAAUGUACAACCUAUGAAUAUUAAUAUGGACGAUUCAGUGAUAUGGUGGUCUGAUGAUGAUGAUGAUGACGAUGACAACAAGAACUAAUAACCCAUUGAUUAAACUUAAUAAAAGAAUUAAUUGUUUUUAGUUGUAAGUGAACACAAAUAAUUAUAAAAGACCAAUUUUCGUUUUUGUAACAUAUACUACAAAGAAUACACCUAAUAAUAAACAAAUAUUUGUUUUGUAUUCAUA